AUGGAGAAAAUCAUCUACGAGUUCUACUCUGAUCUCUUCGACCUUCAUGUCGACUUGUCUCUUCACCGUCUGAGGGAAGACGGAUAUGUCAUUCUAGAGGUUCUCCUGUCCGAAGUACGGCAUGUCGGUAAGAGAGCGUACGGCACGCAGUCUGGACAGAUUAAGACCAGAACAGCUGAGGAACAUUCCGCCUCAGUACUCACCAACACCGUGGGCGACACUCUUUACACGUUAUCUGUCGGAAUGCAAGGUUCCUAA
Necator americanus (New World hookworm) is the source of this 258-nucleotide messenger RNA. RefSeq lists its product as uncharacterized. The record is from RefSeq and is a predicted model, not a curated record. The transcript has a single exon. NCBI's taxonomy places the organism in Eukaryota, Metazoa, Nematoda, Chromadorea, Rhabditida, Ancylostomatidae. The coding region runs from base 1 to 258 and encodes 85 amino acids.